Pterocles gutturalis (yellow-throated sandgrouse) is the source of this 1227-nucleotide messenger RNA. It is a transcript of the gene RPRD1B, whose product is annotated as regulation of nuclear pre-mRNA domain containing 1B. Gene Ontology annotation, biological process: mRNA 3'-end processing. The annotation marks the transcript as partial. Gene Ontology annotation, cellular component: RNA polymerase II, holoenzyme. NCBI's taxonomy places the organism in Eukaryota, Metazoa, Chordata, Aves, Pterocliformes, Pteroclidae. The record is from RefSeq and is a predicted model, not a curated record. Gene Ontology annotation, molecular function: RNA polymerase II complex binding. The transcript has 6 exons.
CAAAAUCGAGUAGGAAGCUUACUUUCCUAUACUUAGCAAACGAUGUCAUCCAGAACAGUAAGAGGAAAGGUCCCGAAUUUACUCGGGAGUUUGAAUCUGUUCUUGUGGAUGCUUUUUCUCAUGUUGCCAGAGAAGCAGAUGAGGGCUGCAAAAAGCCCUUGGAACGAUUGCUUAACAUCUGGCAAGAAAGGAGCGUGUAUGGCAGUGAGUUCAUACAGCAGCUGAAGCUUUCGAUAGAAGACUCCAACAGCCCCCAAACUAAAGUUGCAGAGGAGAAGAAGUCUUUAAAGCGGACUUUUCAGCAAAUACAAGAGGAGGAAGAUGAUGAUUACCCUGGGAGCUACUCACCCCAAGACCCCAGUGCUGGGCCGCUGCUGACCGAGGAUUUGAUCAAAGCCCUACAAGACCUGGAAAACGCAGCAUCAGGAGAUGCAACGGUGCGGCAAAAAAUUGCCUCCCUGCCUCAGGAAGUUCAAGAUGUUUCAUUACUGGAGAAAAUUACAGACAAAGAGGCAGCGGAACGCCUUUCGAAGACUGUGGACGAAGCGUGCCUGUUGCUAGCGGAGUACAACGGCCGGCUGGCAGCGGAGCUGGAGGACCGGCGCCAGCUGGCACGCAUGCUGAUCGAGUACACCCAGAAUCAGAAGGACGUGUUGAUGGAGAAGGAGAAGAAGCUAGAAGAAUACAAACAGAAGCUUGCUCGGGUAACCCAGGUCCGCAAGGAGCUGAAGUCCCACAUCCAGAGCCUUCCAGAUCUGUCCCUGCUGCCCAAUGUCACAGGAGGUCUGGCACCUCUGCCGUCUGCUGGUGACCUGUUUUCAACAGACUAGAAUGAACCGUGUCCCUGGUGUCCGUUAUUACCAGCAGAAGUAAGAAGACUCUGGUGUUGACUGGGCAUCCAGUCUUCCAAGAUCUACUGUAGGAAGGAACUUGCAGACCCUGCUUUAACCUCUCGGCUGCUCGUGCUUCCCCUCUCUCUGGGUACACUGGCUCACGUGGAGAGAAGGGAAAGGAGCGAGUUUUUGUGAGCUCUGAAGGGAGUCGGGAUAGUCCGCAUAGGCAAACUUUUCUCAUAUUUUUCCAUACUCUUUAGUUGCUGUUUGCUCUUAUCUCUUGUUACCCCCCCCGAAACUCAUGAGAAUCAUGUACAUUCAUACCUGGAAAGCUUUCAAAGAAAGGUUGACCGUAUAACAUUUUUCUCUGUAAAAGUACUGCAUUAUUUCUGAA